UAAGAGGGGGUCUGGGGUCUGCCAGUUGGGGCUCCGGGGGUGUCAGCACGAGGUCCGCGCUGGGGCGGCGGGAGGCCGGGCCUCGAGCCUGCAGCGCGCGGGCUGGCGGCGGCGAGCCCCUUUAAGAGGCCGGCGGCUGGGCUCGGCGCAGCAUCCCCGCCCCCCGCUCAGGGCGUGUCCGUCCCGGGGGGCAGGGGCGGGGGCCGGGCAGGAGCGCGCCUGGAGGCCGAGCGGGGCCGGGCGAGGGGUCGGGGGGUGGGGGGCGGCAGCUGGGGCGGACACCCGGCCCCGCACGAGCCUCGCUCGCGCCCGCGCCCGCGCCAGCGCCCCGGGUCCGGCGGAGGGCAGCGGGGGGAGGAAGCAGCAGCAGGAGGAGGAGGAGGCGGGAGCAGCAUCUGGAGCCGAGCUGCAGCAGCGCCGCCUUUUGUGCUGCGGCCGCGGAGCCCCGGAGGGCAUGUGGGUGGCGCCAGGCAUGCACUCCACGGAAGAAGCAGGGCCUCUGUGCUCAGAAGUCCUCACGUCUGGCCCGGCUGUGCAGGGAUGCAGGAGACUGGAGUGGUUCCUGGUGGCUUCCCCUUUUCUGUCCCCCAGGGUUCCCAGCCCGCCCGGACACUGGAGCCCAGCAGCCAUGGCCUGCCUCCAUGAGACUCGCACACCCUCCCCUUCCUUUGGGGGUUUCGUGUCCAACCUAAGCGAGGCAUCCGUGCGCAGGCUGGACCCAGACGCUUCUGACUGCACUCCCGAGAAGGACCUGACGCCUACCCAGUGUGUACUUCGAGAUGUGGUGCCCCUUGGUGGGCAGGGAGGGGGCGGGCCCAGCCCCUCCCCAGGUGGAGAGCCGCCCCCUGAGCCUUUUGCCAACAGUGUCCUGCAGCUGCACGAGCAGGAUGCAGGGGGCCCCGGGGGAGCAGCAGGGUCCCCCGAGAGCCGGGCAUCCAGAGUGCGAGCAGAUGAAGUGCGGCUGCAGUGCCAGAGUGGCAGUGGCUUCUUGGAAGGCCUCUUCGGUUGCCUGCGUCCUGUCUGGACUAUGAUUGGCAAAGCCUACUCUACAGAGCACAAGCAGCAGCAGGAAGACCUCUGGGAGGUUCCCUUUGAGGAAAUCCUGGACUUGCAGUGGGUGGGCUCAGGGGCCCAGGGUGCCGUCUUCCUGGGACGAUUUCAUGGCGAAGAAGUGGCUGUGAAGAAGGUUCGGGACCUGAAGGAGACUGACAUCAAGCACCUUCGGAAGCUGAAGCACCCCAACAUCAUCACCUUCAAGGGCGUGUGUACCCAGGCUCCCUGUUACUGCAUCCUCAUGGAAUUCUGCGCCCAGGGCCAGCUGUAUGAGGUACUGCGGGCUGGCCGCCCUGUCACCCCCUCCCUGCUGGUUGACUGGUCCAUGGGCAUCGCUGGUGGCAUGAACUACCUGCACCUGCACAAGAUCAUCCACAGAGACCUCAAGUCCCCCAACAUGCUAAUCACGUACGACGAUGUGGUGAAGAUCUCCGAUUUUGGCACUUCCAAGGAGCUGAGUGACAAGAGCACCAAGAUGUCCUUUGCUGGGACAGUAGCCUGGAUGGCCCCGGAAGUGAUUCGCAAUGAACCUGUGUCUGAGAAGGUUGACAUCUGGUCCUUUGGUGUGGUGCUAUGGGAACUGCUGACUGGUGAGAUUCCCUACAAAGACGUGGACUCCUCAGCCAUCAUCUGGGGCGUGGGAAGCAAUAGUCUCCACCUGCCUGUACCCUCCAGCUGCCCCGACGGCUUCAAAAUCCUCCUUCGCCAGUGCUGGAACAGCAAACCAAGAAACCGUCCAUCAUUCCGACAGAUCCUGCUGCAUCUGGACAUCGCCUCAGCUGAUGUCCUCUCCACGCCCCAAGAGACUUACUUUAAGUCCCAGGCAGAGUGGCGUGAGGAGGUAAAGCUACACUUUGAAAAAAUCAAGUCAGAAGGGACUUGCCUGCACCGCCUAGAAGAAGAGCUGGUGAUGAGGAGGAGGGAGGAGCUCAGACACGCCUUGGAUAUUAGGGAGCACUAUGAGCGCAAGCUGGAGAGAGCCAACAACCUGUACAUGGAGCUCAACGCCCUCAUGCUGCAGCUGGAGCUCAAGGAGCGGGAGCUGCUCAGGAGGGAGCAAGCUCUAGAACGGAGGUGCCCAGGCCUGCUCAAAUCUCACCCCUCAAGAGGGUUGCUGCACGGGAACACAAUGGAGAAGCUCAUCAAGAAGAGGAAUGCCCCGCAGAAGCUGUCCCCGCACAGCAAGAGGCCAGAUAUCCUCAAGACUGAGUCUUUGCUGCCUAAACUAGAUGCUGCCCUGAGUGGGGUGGGGCUUCCUGGGUGUCCUAAAGGACCCCCAUCGCCAGGACGGAGUCGUCGAGGCAAGACCCGCCACCGGAAGGCCAACGCAAAGGGCAGCUGUGGGGACCUUCCUGGGCUUCGUGCAGCAAUGUCACCCCACGAACCCGGGGCACCAGGAAGCCUAGGAGGGUUGGGACCCUCAGCCUGGGAGGCGUGCCCUCCAGCCCUCCGUGGGCUCCACCAUGACCUCCUGCUUCGAAAGAUGUCUUCUUCAUCCCCAGAUCUGCUGUCAGCAGCACUGGGGGCCCGGGGCCGGGGGGCCAUAGGGGGAGCUGGAGAUCCUGGCUCACCACCUCCAGCCCGAGGUGACACUCCCCCAAGUGAAGGCUCAGCGCCUGGAUCCACCAGCCCUGAUUCACCUGGGGGAGCUAAAGGAGAACCUCCUCCACCAGUAGGGCCCAGCGAUGGUGCAGGGAUACUGGGAACUGGAAGGGAAGGGUCGGCAGGACGGGGAGGAAGCCGGGCUGGGUCCCAGCAUUUGACCCCUGCUGCACUGCUGUACAGGGCUGCUGUCACCAGAAGUCAGAAACGUGGCAUCUCAUCAGAGGAGGAGGAAGGAGAAGUGGACAGUGAAGUCGAGGGGACCUCCAGCCAAAGGUGGCCGCAGGGUCUGAAUAUGCGUCCAUCACUGUCCACCUUCAGCUCAGAGAACCCAUCAGAUGGGGAGGAAGGCACAGCCAGUGAGCCUUCGCCCAGUGGUACGCCCGAGGUCGGUAGCACCAACACUGACGACAGGCCAGAUGAGAAGUCUGACGACAUGUGUUCGCAGGGGUCAGAAAUCCCCCUAGACCCACCUGCUUCCGAGGUGGUUGCGGGCCAUGCGCCAAGUUCCUUGCCCCUCCCACAGCAGGACCUUUUCAGAGGGGAGCAGGGCCCUUCCAACUUCGAAGAUUCCGACUGUGACAGCACUGAACUGGACCGUUCCAACAGCGGUGAUGCCCUGCAGCCCCCAGCCUCCCUUCCUCCAUGAAAGCCACUCUUACUCUGUACAUAGAAAUAUUUAUAUAAAUAGUAUAUAUGCGCCACAUAAUCAACCAAGAUGGGGCAGUCCCAGCCUCGCAGCUCCAGUGAGACCAACUCUUCUGAUCGACCUGAUAAAACUUAGGACACUGGCAGUUGUGCAGCUGAAGGACAAGCACUAUCCUAGAGUUGUGUGGAUACCGGCAGACUGGUCACUUCCUGAAUAGCCCCAUUAUGUCCACGUGAUGAGGCAAUAGCAACGCCAGACUUGCCUUUUUAUGUUCCUCUGUACUCCCUUCACCCCGCAUCCUGGGAUGGGACGGCAAAGGGAGCUGACUAGACUGCACUUUUUGUUGUUGUUUUACUGUUUACACAUUUUGCACUUGGGAAGGGGGAGGCUAGGGUUGGGUCCUCCACUAUGAGAUUUCUCAGGAGGCAGUGUAAUCCUUCAUCCUUCCCUUUCUCUAUCCAAGCCCUGGCUAAGGGCCAAGAAGCAUGUGGCGAUGGCUCAGGUUGAAGAGCUGGGGUCCAAGCUCCUGCUUUUAUCCUGGCGCCUGAUGGGGGGUGGGGACUGUCAUAUUGUAACCCCUGUGAAAAACUUUGAAAUAUAACCACUCCAUGCAGGCCCAGUUCUCGAAGGUUUGCUCGUCUUUGGUGAAUGAAGGGGGUAGGACACGUGGCUGUGCUAUUGAUUCUAGGUGAGCCAUCAAAGUCCACUCAGCAUAAAUACUGGGUUAUAAGAAAAGCAUUUUUGCAUCAAAAACUAUUGUGACUUUACCAACACCCCAAGAAGAUAGUACAACUAGCUAAGAAAAGAGCUGUAGAAUAGUCACUCCAGGUGUUUAUCCGGUAUAUACUGGACUGCUGCCAUGUGGAUAUGCAUGUGCCACCCCACGUGUAUGUGCUCUCCUGCUCGGUAGACAACCUUUAGGGCCACUGCAAUACAGGCUCCAGGGAAAACAGGGCCAAUACCUACCAAAAAAAGAUGGGAGUAGUCAAUCGAAACACCUUAACUGGGCUUAUGUGCAUGUCCCGAGCAAGGUCCAUGUCCUUGGAGGAAUCAAAGGUACAAAAAAAAAAAAAAAAAAAAAGGAAAAAAAGACAACAGGAAUAAGACCCAUAUAAACCACUGACGUUCAGUUUCUAUUCACAAAGGAAAAGCUCCAGUCCAUCUUUUAAUUUUUUUUUUGAAAAAUUCCUGACAUUACAGAACUAAACUGAAAUGUAUUAAUAUUCCACUCUUACAUUUUCCAUGACAAACAAAAAAUUCAUGAGCCAAAAAAAAAAAAAAAAAAAAAAAAACGAAA
This is a messenger RNA of Erinaceus europaeus (western European hedgehog), 4601 nucleotides long. It is a transcript of the gene MAP3K12, whose product is annotated as mitogen-activated protein kinase kinase kinase 12. NCBI's taxonomy places the organism in Eukaryota, Metazoa, Chordata, Mammalia, Eulipotyphla, Erinaceidae. Gene Ontology annotation, molecular function: ATP binding; JUN kinase kinase kinase activity. The transcript has 15 exons. Bases 455 to 3304 code for a protein of 949 amino acids. The record is from RefSeq and is a predicted model, not a curated record. Gene Ontology annotation, biological process: JNK cascade; protein autophosphorylation.